AGUUUUUUUUUUCCCCACAACUCAAGCUCUUCAAUUUUCUAACUCGCUCGCUCGCUUAGCUCAGUCUAUCUCUGAAUAACCAGAGGAGUCAGUGGCGAUAUACAGCCAUGGCCGGAGAUUUUGCAGCGAAAAUCAAAGCCUACAUGGUGCCUCUGAUUCUCUUCUCUCUCGCCAUGUUAUAUCAACUCGUUCUUCUCCCUCGCUCUUUCCCCCCUUCUCAUUACGAUGUUUUGGGAAUAAAGACGUAUAGUUCAACGGAAGCAGUGAAAGAGGCGUACGAGAAUCUUGAAUCUAAGUGGAAUUCAGGGUUGGAAGUUCCUACUACUACUGAAUUUAUCAAGAUUCGAUAUGCUUAUGAGCUCCUGACAAAUCCUAUAUGGAAAAGAAACUAUGAUGUCUUUGGUAUUGAUGAGCAACUUCAUGUUGUGGAAAAAGUCAGCCACCUAUAUGCAGAGGAAAAGUUUUCUAACAUAGAGCUGCCGUUACUGCAUGCUGAUGCUUCUGAUAUUGGAGAUGAUGCUUUCAAUACGAUUACUUCCAAUGAUUUUCAGUCUAUGUUUCAAGAUUCCAAACCAUGGUUACUUCAGGUGUAUUCAUCUGGCAGCAAUCACUGUGCUCAAUUUUCUAAUUCUUGGAAAAGAAUUGCUGCUUUGUUGAAUGGGGUUGCAAAUAUUGGUAUGGUAGAGCUUGGUGAGAUCCAAAUUGCAGCCUACCUUGCUGAGAGAAAGCCAACGGGCCAGUUUUUCUUCAGGAAUGGUCUUCCUUCAUUGGUUGCUUUUCCAUCAGGGUGCAAAACUUCAGACUGUCUAAUCAGGUUUGAGGGAGAGCUCUCUGUUGAUGCAGUUACAGAUUGGUUUGCAAUAGCUGUGCUCAACUUGCCUCGCAUCUUUUACCAUUCGAAGGAGUCACUGGGACCAAGGUUUCUCGCAAAAAGCAGUCCCCAUAAGGUAAAAGUGAUUUUCUUCUCAAAAACAGGGGAGCGUGCAACUCCUGUAAUGCGUCAAGCUGCAAAGGAUUAUUGGAACUAUGCCACUUUUGCCUGUGUCCUAUGGCGUGAAGAGGAAUUUUCUGUUUGGUGGACUACGUUUGGAGUGGAGUCUGCACCAGCUGUAGUGUUCUUGAAAGAUCCGGGUCUAAAACCUCUUGUGUAUCAUGGAUCAGUCAAUGAUUCGUGGUUUUUAGAUGUCUUGGAACAGAAUAAACAGCAAGUGCUUCCUCAAUUAAGGAGUUUGACAUCAAAGGAACUAGGUUGUGAUGCUCGUGGCUAUUCUCGUGCUGGGCAUGAUACUCUGACCUGGUAUUGUGCAAUUCUAGCGGGAAGGCAGGGUCUGGAGCUUGAUAGUAUGCGAGAAACCAUGCGCAGGGUCCAAGAAACUUUAUCGAAGUCUAGCGAGUUGAAUGCAGCAAUUGAAGAUGAGCAAUCAAUAACAGCUGCUGUUGCUUUAAAAAACAAGCGAUUAACUUUUAGCUGGCUUGAUGGGGAAGCCCAAAAGAACUAUUGUUUUUUCUACCUUAAUACUGAAAAUGGUUAUGAAACAUGUGGACCAAGGAGGGUUCCAACUGAUGUCCCCCAGCUAUUCAUUAUCCGAUACGAAAGGAAUGCGUCUGAAGAUGCUGUUAAGGUUGAGAGGAAGGCAAAAAGUAUAUGGGAAUUCCACCAACAUGAAGUUGAUCCUGCAGCACAACUUUCAGUGACUUACAACGGUUCAGCUGAAAUUUCCCAGAUCAUCCAGUGGAUAUCAAAUAUAAUCAAGGAUGGUGACUCCAGGAAUCUCCCAUUCUAUAGGGUAAAAACACCAGAGCUAGUUCCUGAGGACACAGAGCCUUUCUGGUCAAGAGGUCAACAAAGCAUACUUUCCAAAAGCAUGGGAACAAAGCAAAAAAUGCAGGGCAUCAUAAUUCGAUUAUAUGAUUACCUAGGAGAUCCAAGGAUUGGUCCAGCAUUGCUUUUGGGAUCAUUGAUGUCCUUCGGUAGCAUCUGGUUAAUGAGGAGUCAACAGAAUCGUCCGGUUCAGUCAAGUCAACCAGGCCAAGCAGAUAAUGACGAUAAACCUAGACCAAGAGAGAGACGUCAACGAAGAUAUGGGCCAAACAAUGAUAUACCUCCUUCAGUAACGGAUUUGGAACCAAGAGAUUCUUACCAGAUGCCACUGUCAGACUCAGACUAAGUAGCUUCACAUUAUGCAGUUCCAAAAGUUAAAACUUCAUGAAAUAACUGCUGGCAGGUGAUAUACAUGUGUGUGCUAGGAUGAUAGCUUUAAAGUAACAGACCAAUCGAUGAGAGGCUUUCAAGCACAACACAUCUUGAGGCAACCAAUGUACUUUUAUACUUAAGAAUCUGUAAGCAUCUAACACACUUUUUUAAAUUCCAUGAAAAAAUCAUUUGCUGUAGAAGAUAAUCAGCGACUGAAAUUGGCACAUAAUGGAUGUUAGAACAUGUCAAAUUAGAGAUAA
Theobroma umbraticum is the source of this 2454-nucleotide messenger RNA. Its product is annotated as DNAJ heat shock N-terminal domain-containing protein. The record is from RefSeq and is a predicted model, not a curated record. Lineage: Eukaryota; Viridiplantae; Streptophyta; Magnoliopsida; Malvales; Malvaceae.